UAAAUACAACUUAUUUGAAAACAGCUCAGGAACAGUGUAGGAAGAUUUGCCUCUGCAAAAAUAAGUCAGGUUUCUCUUUUGGGGUGGGGGUGGGUUAUUUUUUUUGACGAUGGGAGAUUAUAUCUUUUAGACGAAAAGAUGCCAAUUUUGUAACUACAUGAUGAUCUUAUAUUAUUGUCACGUAUAAUAAGGUCAAAUUUAUUAGCUGUUCGGUUUAUUGUCCUAUUGUUUUUGACAAUGCAAGAUUAUAUCUUCAAAACAAACAGAAGAUGCCAGUAUAUGCUAUCACUGUAUGCUAUUUUAUUAUUAUUAUCACAUAUAUAAUAAGGUCAAAUCCAUUAACUGUUCUUUUAAUUGUCUUAUGCUCUAAGGUUUUGUGCCAUAAUCUUGAAAAUUUGCUGAAAAACUUGUUUUAGAAUGUUGUAAUAUCUAACACCCCUAAUAAAAAAUGCUAAAUUUUAGUCCUUAAUUUGUAUAUCAGAUGAGUACAGUAAAACUGUAAAAGAAUAUGAUAUAAAAUGAGUGAAUAAGAUGGUGAAGUUACCGUUAUACUUCUCAGUUAUCAAGCACAGAAUAAAAUGAAUACUGAACAAAGGAUAUCAAGAGCAAGGAGAUGGAUAAGGUUGAGAGGCAUUUUGUGUUGGUUCAUGGAGCUUGUCAUGGAGCAUGGUGUUGGUAUAAGUUAGCAACGCUGCUAAGAUCAGCAGGUCACAGGGUUACUGCUCUGGACAUGGCUGCUUCUGGAGUUCACCCUAAGCGGCUGGAUGAAGUCUGCUCGUUGUUGGACUACUGUGAACCGUUGACGGAAUUCAUGGAGUAUCUGCCGGUGGAUGAUAGGGUGGUUCUGGUGGGUCACAGCAUGGGCGGGAUCUGCAUAUCUGUGGCCAUGGAGAGGUAUCCUGAAAAAAUUUCUUUUGCUGUUUUUAUCACUGCUUUCAUGCCUGGUCCCAACUUAGAUUUUCCUACUAUCAAUCAAGAGUUCAAUCGAGCAUUGGACUCUUAUAUGGACAGCCAAUUUAAGUUCGAUCAGGGGCUGGACAAGUCUCCAACCUCGAUCCUCUUUGGCCCCAACUUUUUAUCUUCCAAGUUCUAUCAACUAUCCCCACCCGAGGAUUUUACUUUGGCAAGCUUGUUGGUGAGACCACUUGCUUCAUUUAACGAGGCUGAAGUGUUGAAGGAAAUUUCUCUUACUAAGGAGAAAUAUGGAUCGGUCCGUCGAGUUUAUAUUGUGAGUGACCAAGAUAAUGUGAUUAAGGAGGAUUUACAGAGGUGGAUGAUAGAGAAUAAUCCAACGGACGAGGUGCAGGCGAUCUCCGGUUCAGAUCACAUGGUGAUGUUCUCCAAGCCUCAGGAGCUCUGCACCUUCCUGCAGGAGAUUGCUGUGAAUUAUUGCUGAUUCAUUGUGUCACUCCUAGAGUCCUACCUAGCAAGUAACUUCGGAUAUGCGGAAUCCCUCGCAAAUUACACAUAUUAUUUAAAUUCAUGUAUUUUUGCACCCUUAAAAUCAAACUUUGAACGUCCGAGUUUACGGCUCGCCUCAGGAGACUCUUUACCCCGUAUAUAUUAAUGAUUUGACAUACAAAUGUGAAGAUAAUAGAUAGUAUCCAGUUUUAGUUGGAUGAACAUUCUGCCAUAAAUCCCAGA
Molecule: messenger RNA, 1644 nt
Organism: Cornus florida
Lineage: Eukaryota; Viridiplantae; Streptophyta; Magnoliopsida; Cornales; Cornaceae
Product: methyl jasmonate esterase 1-like
Exons: 3
Coding region: 614-1396 (260 amino acids)
Biological process (GO): jasmonic acid metabolic process; salicylic acid metabolic process
Molecular function (GO): methyl indole-3-acetate esterase activity; methyl jasmonate esterase activity; methyl salicylate esterase activity
Source: RefSeq, a predicted model, not a curated record